AUGGCUACCUUAAACCUGUCCCAAAACGGACCUUCCAUCACCGCCAGCUACCAGAAGAUCGUCAAUUCCUCUCCGUCCGGUCCAGCUUCUUCCUCGCCAACCUACGGCAUCUGGGCUGUCUUCUCCGUCAAAGCGCCCCUCGCCAAUGCCUUCCAGGCAGACUCCGGGAAAGAGAGUGUCCUCAAUGUACAAACAACAGCCGAGGGGGAAUUGGCGGACUUGAUUGAAGAGUUCUCGGAUGGGCGCAUCCAGUUUGCAUUCGUCAAGGUCAAGGACCCAAAUACUACUCUCCCUAAGAGCGUACUCGUUGCGUGGUGUGGCGAAGGAGUGCCGGAGAGGACCAAGGGAUACUUCACCAGCCACCUCAAUGCCGUAGCAAAAGUACUGCAUGGGUAUCAUGUCCAGGUCACCGCUCGAUCUGACCGAGAUCUCACGCCUGAGGUGAUUGUGCAGAAGGUAGCAGACUCUUCCGGCUCCAAAUACAGCGGCGGAGGUUCUGUACCUACCCCGGCAUCAUCCGGCCCUCCUCCACCGGUGGCAUCAAAACCAGUACUGCCUACCAAAAGCUUUGGAGCUGCUGGCGGUUUCCAGCCUCUUGGCUCGAGAUCCCGCGAACCUGCACCAUCUGGCCCAACAGAUGCGGACGGGUGGGGGGAUGAUGCGCCUCCAGUUACGAGAUCGCAGCUGGAAAAGGUCGAAUCCGCCUACAAGCCUACCAAAGUCGACAUGGCGAGCUUGCAAAGCCAGCCCCAAUCGUCAGGAUAUCAAGCGCCUCUGAGGCCAAACAAUAGCGGAGCGGAUGUUGUGAGCGGUGGCUACCAGCCAGUGGGCAAGGUUGAUAUUGCGGCUAUCAGAAAGCAGGCUCAGGAGAGCGGCAGCCUGAAGGACGACCGUCCAACUGUUGUCAAAGGAUCGUACGAACCCGUGGGCAAGGUUGAUAUCAACGAGAUUCGACGAAAGGCACAAGGCGCACCACCACCUGUGCAAGCCCCUCCGCCGUCACAACCUGUGGGAGAAGAGGACGAUAGGCCCAAAUCUCUCGCUGAACGAUCUGCCGCCUUCAACCAGUCCAAACCUCUUACCGAGCUACCGAAGCCCAAGGUCGCUAAUCGAUUUGGGGGAGCCGCCAGCACGUUUGCCGGAACCAAAGCCCCAGCACCUGGAGGUUUCGAGGCCAAGCCAGCCCUCACAUCUUCGGCACCGGUUGGCGCUGUGAACAAGGCCUUCGCCGAUCAAGGCGGCAAGACUCCAGCACAGCAAUGGGCCGAGAAGAAGGCACGCGAGAGGGGUACAAGUGGUGCUGCCGACACCCAGCAACCGGGAGGAUUUGGCAGCGCCGCAUCACCUAUCAGGAGCCAGCAAAGUGGCGGCUGGCAGAGUGGGUAUGGAGGCAAGAAGUGGGAUGUACAGAUUCCAACGCGUACAGGAGGAAGCGGUAUUAGUGAGCAGCGCACUGGACAAGAAGAGCCAGUCAGAGAGGAGAAUGAGCCUCCAGCCGGCGGUGUCUCAUCGAUCAAAGACCGCUUUGCUGGGGCUGCGCCCAUGGGAGCUGCGCGCGAGCCAAGUGGUGGUAUUCCAGAGCCUCCGCCACUUGACACCUCCAGCAAGCCGAAUGCUGGAGCUCGCGGCAUUCCAAUACCCGGCCUUCCACAACAGCAAGAACCUGACGUGCCGGCAGAGCAGCAUCAAGUCCUUCCGCCACCACCACCCAGGCCGCAGCCAGAUGAUGAGGAAGAUGAAGACGACUCAGCACCACUACCACAAGGCUCGCCCGUGCGAAUUGCAAUGCCCGUGGGUCGUGGUGCUGAUCCAGUUGAGCCAGCCGAGCCCUUACCUCCACGACCUGUUCCUACCGACUCGCUCGCUCAAGCUGUUGACAGCCACCGCGAAUCCGAACCUGAACCGCAAGCACAGGACGAAGACAUCUCUCGAUCGGCCGCACAGCACGCCGCGGCCGGCACUUUCGGUCAGACCGAGGAUCCACGAAGCGCCGGGGAUUCUGGAGGCAAGGAAGCCGUUGCACAGUACGACUACGACAAGGACGAAGAAAACGAGAUCAGCAUGCGCGAAGGCGAGCGCAUCACGAACAUUGAUAUGGUGGACGAUGAUUGGUGGAUGGGCGAGAACAGUCGUGGUGAACGGGGAUUGUUUCCUUCGAACUACGUCGAGCUGGACGAGGUUGGUGCUUCAGGCGGUGCUGCAGCCGUGCCUCCACCCCCAGCUCCUGCGGUCGAUGAAGCACCUCCUCCAGGCCCACCGCAACUUGCUGGUAAUGGACUUCCAACUGCGACUGCCGAGUACGACUACGAGGCUGCGGAAGAGAACGAGCUCAGCUUCCCUGACGGCGCGAAGAUCAUCAACAUUGAAUUUCCAGACGACAACUGGUGGCAGGGUGAGUACAGAGGCCAGGUUGGCCUAUUCCCAAGCAACUACGUCAAACUCGACGAGUAA
Molecule: messenger RNA, 2451 nt
Organism: Zasmidium cellare ATCC 36951
Lineage: Eukaryota; Fungi; Ascomycota; Dothideomycetes; Mycosphaerellales; Mycosphaerellaceae
Exons: 3
Coding region: 1-2451 (816 amino acids)
Biological process (GO): regulation of actin filament polymerization
Cellular component (GO): plasma membrane; actin filament; site of polarized growth
Molecular function (GO): actin filament binding
Source: RefSeq, a predicted model, not a curated record